AUGGAUAAGAGAGUGUGUGGAAUACUCCUAUCUGUAAGGAACUCGUUUUCCGAUAAAUUAGACAGUAGUGGAAACUAUCAUUUUACUAUGAAUGAAGGAAUUUUUAAAGGGUAUUGUAAUAGUAACGAAUGUGAUAAUAAUCUCAAAAAAAUUAAUGCUGGAUAUUUAUAUUUGCUUGAUGCAUUCUUUGAGGAUAAUUCUGUGUUUAGUUCUGUUGCAAAAAGUAACAUCAAUAUUGUUGAUUACAUUAUGAUAUGGUUAAGCUAUGUGUUAAACCUAAUCAAAAAUGAAUUUAACAACAGUCUACAAUUUUUUUAUGAUACAUAUAUAAAGGGUGAUGAUAAAUAUAAAAAGCCUAUAGCGAAUUUUACAGGAUAUAGUAGUUAUAAGGAACUUAUAGAAAAAAAAAAUUUGAUGAGUAUGAAUAUUAAAGAUAUAUCUAAAUUAUAUAAUGCAUUUACUGAAUUAUGCACGAUGCAUCUUGAAUUUAAUGAAGAGAAGCCAGAUUGCGGUAAAUAUUUAACAAAUGCCAAUAAUUUUGUUGAAAAAUAUAAAAAACUUAAGGCAGAUUCUAGUAUUACUGAAAAUAGUUCAUAUAAUCAACUAUUGUCUACACUAUCAAAGGAUUAUGAUAAUUUUAAAAAUAAAUGUAGUGAUAUUAAUUGUUCCAAUAUUUCAUCCUUUCCAUCGAUAGAAAUAACAAACAAUGCUGUACUCAGUUCUCAACAAUUUUCUGAAGUUACAUCAUCAAGUUCGUCGAUAUCAAAGAACUUAUUUAUAGUUUUAUCGAUAUUUGGGGCAAUAGGAUUUUUUUUAGGAAUUUCUUAUAAGUAUUCGUUAUUUGGAUUUCGGAAACGAUUUCAAAAACAAAAAUUAAGAGAAAAACUAAAAAAUAUAAAGAAGAGAAUGAAUCAUUAA
Messenger RNA from Plasmodium yoelii, 918 nucleotides. Its product is annotated as PIR protein. Bases 1 to 918 code for a protein of 305 amino acids. NCBI's taxonomy places the organism in Eukaryota, Apicomplexa, Aconoidasida, Haemosporida, Plasmodiidae. The record is from RefSeq and is a predicted model, not a curated record. The transcript is spliced from 3 exons.